CAGCUGGCGGCGCGGUGACGUAGGACGCGCUCCCCGUGCGCGCUUGACGCCGCGCGCAGCGUAAGGGCACUUUGGAGGUUGGCUUUGGGGGCUCUCUUUUUUUUUCUUCCCCCCUCCCCUCGUUUUCAUCGUCUUGCGAAGCCGCAAAUGCUCACCCGGGAAUCUUCUCUCCUUUCUCCAGAUGACACCAAUCACUCGUCAAGAAGUCCUUGGCCUUUACCGCAAAAUAUUCCGAAUAGCUAAAACAUGGCGGUCAGCAACGGGACAGAUGAAAGAGACGGAGAAAGAAAAACACUAUAUUAUCAGCGAAGCCAAAACAUUGUUCCGAAAGAAUCGAACUCUAACAGAUCCUGAGCAGAUUAAACAGUGCGUAGAAGAGUGCAAGGCGAGAAUAGAGCUAGGACUUCACUAUCACAACCCGUAUCCAAGGCCUAUUCAUUUGCCACCCAUGGGCCUCGCUCUGCCACAAGCCCGGGCGUUUCGACACCAAGAGAAGCUAAGGAAAAUCUCUAAACCAGUUUAUUUGAAAUCUCAUGAUGAAAUUUCAUAACCCCUGAACAAGCUUGGGGGUCGAUAUCGUCUACCUGACUGGUGCACUUUGCAAGACUACAGGUGAAAAGGAGAUUGGUACGGUUACCACCAGGUGAUUUUUUUCCCCUCAAGGUCGGGAAUCCACUUGGUCCCAAGGAGAGAUGAGAAAGAGGAGCUACAUCUGCCUUGUGUGAAAGAAAGAAGCAUUGUGGGAAAAUAAAAAAAAAUGUGAUAGAAAAAAAAAUCAAGGUCUGAU
Ahaetulla prasina is the source of this 787-nucleotide messenger RNA. It is a transcript of the gene LYRM1, whose product is annotated as LYR motif containing 1. Bases 182 to 550 code for a protein of 122 amino acids. The transcript has 4 exons. Lineage: Eukaryota; Metazoa; Chordata; Lepidosauria; Squamata; Colubridae. The record is from RefSeq and is a predicted model, not a curated record. Gene Ontology annotation, cellular component: mitochondrion.